Messenger RNA from Dioszegia hungarica, 1008 nucleotides. Its product is annotated as Isy1-like splicing factor. The record is from RefSeq and is a predicted model, not a curated record. Gene Ontology annotation, cellular component: post-spliceosomal complex; post-mRNA release spliceosomal complex; Prp19 complex. Gene Ontology annotation, biological process: mRNA 3'-splice site recognition; generation of catalytic spliceosome for second transesterification step. NCBI's taxonomy places the organism in Eukaryota, Fungi, Basidiomycota, Tremellomycetes, Tremellales, Bulleribasidiaceae. The coding region runs from base 1 to 1008 and encodes 335 amino acids. The transcript has 5 exons.
AUGGCACGUAACGGAGAAAAGGCCCAGUCCAUGCUGUAUCGCUUCCGCGAACAACAAGCGGUCGAUAUGGGCAUGGGGAACCGGACCAAAGGCGACAGACGCCCUCGGAUGGCCUCGUCCGUCACAAGUCUUCGCGACUGUGAGCGGUGGAGAGGAGAUAUCCUGCGGGAUAUCAGCAGGAAGGUGUCCAAAAUUCAGGACUCGACAAUGACCGACUAUGAGAUCCGGGAUCUCAACGACGAUAUCAAUCAGCUCAUGCGGGAGAAGCGGCAUUGGGAGACGCAGAUUGUGAAUCUGGGAGGGGCGAAUUAUAAGCGUGCGGCCGGAGCUAUGGUGGGGGAUGAUGGGAAGGAAGUACCAGGAACGAGGGGAUACAAGUAUUUUGGACGAGCGAAAGAUCUGCCUGGAGUGAAGGAGCUCUUCACCCGAGGAUCUACUCAGGCAUCCGAGGAGUCGGCACGGAAUGCUAGCUUCCAGAUGUUCCGGCACCAGGGGCCGGAGUACUAUGGGGACCUAGACGAGAUGGACGAGAAGCUCGCACAAGAGGAGGAGGAAUUAGCGAGAGAAGAUUGGGAGGCGGCCGUAGCAGAAACAGCCAAAACCCUGUCAAUAGCGGAGAUCUCCAUCCCAUAUCCCACCGCCGCACCCGCCGAAAGCUCCACCACCGCUGCAGCAGAAACCGUUGCCGAAGCCGAAGCACCCCCACCAGCCAAAAAGUCGACGAAGCGCAAGACCCGAGGAGCGGCAGCGGCGGCGGAAGCCGUGGUCGAGGCCGCAGACGUGGAGAUGGAAGCGGAGGACGAGGACGGGUCAAAGAAGGCAAAGACAACAGAAGAGGAAGCGGCGGGACCUACACCCUCAGAUCCGCGCCAGGCGCUUGCGCGGAGUUUCUUGGGUAUGCUGGACCCAAAAAGUCUCGAGCCACCUGUCAUGCCUACACCGGAAGAGAUGGCCAAGGUUCUGUUGGAUGUGCGAAAGCGGGCGCUGAGGGAGGAGUAUGGUGUGUAA